AUGGAGUUGUGUUCACAAAAUCUUCAAAAUAUUCUUGAAGUCAAACCACAAGUGUUUGGCAGAGAAUUAGCAGAACCUAUAGAUUGCGUCGAGUAUUUCAUUUCGUGUGAAAUAUUCCGUCAGAUCUUAGAAAGUGUUCAGUAUUUGCAUGAAUUGAAUCCACAGAUUAUACACAGAGACCUCAAACCAGAAAACAUAUUGAUUGACAUGAAUGAACCCACCUCACCGAUCAUUCACAGGGAUCUUUACCCAGCUAAUAUACUAAUUAUUAGGAAACCGGGAAACGAAAGGUUCAUUAAGCUAUGCGACUUUGGGUUGGCUACAUUUCAUGAUAAACGUGUCCAUUAUAAUACAAAAUAUAAACAUACCGGUGAGGUGGGUAACAUAAAUUAUAUGCCACCUGAGAUACAAGAAGGCGAAAAGUACGGUAAAAAAUCUGAUGUGUAUAACCUGGGUCGAAUUGGUGGAGAAAUAUUUGGCUAUAAAUCAUCUCGAUACGAUCAGAAUAAAAACUAUUCCGAUAAAAGUGAUCUUAACGUGUCCAUACAUCGUUUGUAUAAGACCCUGGUAUCUAUGGUGGUGGCCCCCAAUUGGCGGGAUAGACCGGAAUGUAGUGAAGUGUUGGCUAAAUAUAACGAGUGGUCUAUCGAUAGGGAUAUUGUUGUCAAAGAUCCAGAAUUUAUUAAUAUUAGAGAAAAGCUUAAAUCACAUGAGAAUGAAAUAUUCUAUGCUAUAUGCGAUAAUAUCCUUAGUGACCAUGCUAUUAUCGUAACUAAUGUGACACUAUUGGUGUUAACCCUUAAAACCGAAACACGGUCCAAUAUAUAG
This is a messenger RNA of Oppiella nova, 828 nucleotides long. The record is from the annotation of a GenBank genome assembly. NCBI's taxonomy places the organism in Eukaryota, Metazoa, Arthropoda, Arachnida, Sarcoptiformes, Oppiidae.